Molecule: messenger RNA, 459 nt
Organism: Drosophila kikkawai
Lineage: Eukaryota; Metazoa; Arthropoda; Insecta; Diptera; Drosophilidae
Product: LYR motif-containing protein 2
Cellular component (GO): mitochondrion
Source: RefSeq, a predicted model, not a curated record
UACAAGAGUAUCUUUUGGAAAUGUAAAGAAACCUCUCAUUAAACACAUUAUUUAAAUAAUUUUACUAUAAAAUAAUAAUAUAUAAAAUAAUAUAUGGAAAGCUGAUAUGUCAAAAUUACCAAAGGCAGCACUCAGUUUGAAGCAGUUCAUGCUGCGCCAGGAAGUCCUGAAGCUCUACCGGGAGAUCUUCCGCACAAUUCGCCAGGUUCCCGACAAGAACAGCCAGGCGGAGCUGCGUUCCUGGGCGCGCCAUGACUUCCAUACGAAUCGCAACCAAAGCGACGAGGUGGCCAUCAAGAUGCUCAUCCAGCAUGGAAGACGCAGCCUCACCGAGCUCCGAACCAGCCUUCAGCUAAGCGGGGUAAACGAGGGAAAGUAAAGCGACAGAUAUUAGCUUAAGUUUUGAUUUUAUUUUUGAGCUUGACAACCGGUACGAAAAAAUAAAUACAUACGAGUUAA